Messenger RNA from Arabidopsis thaliana (thale cress), 806 nucleotides. It is a transcript of the gene RBX1, whose product is annotated as RING-box 1. Bases 118 to 474 code for a protein of 118 amino acids. The record is from RefSeq and is marked reviewed. Gene Ontology annotation, biological process: protein ubiquitination; jasmonic acid mediated signaling pathway. Gene Ontology annotation, cellular component: ubiquitin ligase complex; nucleus; cytoplasm. Gene Ontology annotation, molecular function: zinc ion binding. NCBI's taxonomy places the organism in Eukaryota, Viridiplantae, Streptophyta, Magnoliopsida, Brassicales, Brassicaceae. The transcript is spliced from 5 exons.
UAUCUCUCUUCUUCUUCCUCUACAAUCUCUCUCUACAACAAAAUCAGCGACAGCUCAAACGUUGAUAUUUUUCUCCGGCUUUUCUAGGGUUUAAAUUUUCUUUCCGAUCAGAGAUUAAUGGCGACUCUAGACUCCGACGUUACCAUGAUUCCUGCCGGAGAAGCCUCCAGCAGCGUAGCCGCGUCGUCUUCCAACAAGAAAGCUAAGCGAUUCGAAAUUAAGAAGUGGAGCGCCGUUGCUCUCUGGGCUUGGGAUAUCGUUGUUGACAACUGUGCGAUCUGCAGAAACCACAUCAUGGAUCUUUGUAUCGAGUGUCAGGCUAAUCAGGCCAGUGCCACAAGUGAAGAGUGCACUGUAGCUUGGGGGGUUUGCAAUCACGCCUUCCACUUUCACUGCAUCAGCAGAUGGCUAAAGACUCGUCAAGUUUGUCCAUUGGAUAACAGUGAGUGGGAGUUUCAGAAAUAUGGUCACUAAAUCAACAAAUGGUUCCAGCAAGCAUGUGUCUAAUCGUGAAGACAUCAGGUUCAUUUGGUUACCACCGCAUAUGAUAACUAAAGAUUGUUCAAGUUUUUGCCCUUUUUUUGGUACUGUAUUUUACAAUUUGUGGAAACAGAGAUUUACUGUUCAGUGUUCACUAAACCUAUUAUGGUUGUGCUUUGGGUGACGUCUUUGAUUUCAAAAUUAAAAAGUAAAAAUCCUGCAAAGAGUUUUUUACUCGUAAAAAAACAUAGGAGCUGGGUACCAAACGCUCUUUUGAUCCUCAAUUGUGUUUUCCUUCAAUUUAGUAGUUCCAAAUACUAAAGUGA